CUGACAGGAGGUAAAUGUUUUCGUCAUCUAUUUGUGAGUCACAGCUAGGGAAUGUCCCCCAGUCCGUGCUUGAGAGAAAGCUGGACACCAUUGUGUGUGUAUCUGGGACUGGCAGUAGUGUAUGUAAACUGUGUGUAAGAUAUUCGACCAGUGAGACGUGCUCCCCCUCCCCCUAAAUACCGGCCAGUGGGCCCACAGCCACGGAAUGAUGCUCUGCUAGUCAUACAAUCUGAGGAAAAUACGGGUCCCCGACCAGUCCCAAGAGCAUCAAUGAAAUUCCCAUCACAGAGAACCAGUCAUAAUGGUUUACCCAGAUCUGCCUCAUUGCCUCUCACCAAUGGUAUACAAAAGAAGCCACCACCACCAAGACCGCCACCACCUAAAUUUAAUCAAUCACAGCCCACCCUGGAAAGACCACACCCAAUUUUUCAGAGAUUGCAUAAGUUUUCAGUUAGAAAGAAAACCCAUCAUCAGUUAGAGCCAAAUAAUUCAUCCAAGAGUAGCAAUGUUGUUGGAGGCAUGUUUGGCAAAUUGCGUGGUCCUCCACCCUCCCGUCCCAGACCUUCUCCUGUCCACAACACAGUGUCUGCCCCAAGCACACCUGUGUGUGAAGCUUCCUUAAUAGACUUUUCAUCACCACCUGGCUCACCCACAACAAGAUCUGGCAGUGAUGGUCUCAGUGUUAACAGUUUUGGUAGUGAAUCCUCUACAGGAAACCAGAGCUCAGGCUUUGAUGACAUUUUUGAUCCUUUUGGCUCUAUUCAAGAACCCAAUGCUUUUAUACCACCCGUAAGGGUGGGGGGAUCCUCUUUUUAUUCUAGUGCUCCAGCAGCUCAUACUGGAACAGAGAUAAAUGAAAACCAAGAUCCAUUUGAUAUGUUGGCUCGCAGGGCAGACCUAAACAAUGUUCAAACACACAAACCUCAAGUUUCGGCUAUGCCAACACAGAAUACUUCACAUUCAUCUACAUUUAUUAGUUCAUUAAGACAAUCAGCUACUCAAAAUAAUUACAGUAAAUCAGAACAAAAGAACUUCAGACCUACAAUUAUCCGUCCAAAGGCACCAGUUUCAAGUAGUCAGGUUGAAAGUGCAGGCGACAGUAGCAUUAGUAUGAUCAGUCAGUAUUCAGAUUUGGGAAGUAUUGACUGGAGUGCUGCAUCCAAAGGUUCAAGUACAAAUGUGAAGUCCUCCAGUGGAUGGGAUGCUGGCACCACCAGUAUAAUAGCACAGACUAUUCCUGAAGAACCUCCACCUCUACCUCCACGACCAGAAGCUGAGGAUGAGGAUGAAGACAGACCACAUGGCAUUGCUGAGUUUGAUUUUGUUGCUUCCCAGUCAGGUGAUCUGGAUUUUAAGAUCGGUGAUGUGAUCCAGCUUCUUUACCGGAUUAAUGAAGAGUGGCUUUUUGGGCGGUGUGGACUCAAGGAGGGCAUGUUCCCACAGGCUUUUGUUAAGAUAAUAGUACCCCUUGCUGGUGAAGACCCCCCAGCAGAUUCAUCUAGUCAGUCGGCUCCUGUAAGUGUGAUAGAAGCAGCUAACGCACCUUGGUUUGGAAUCUCCAGUGCCAACAGCGCAUCUUCUCAAGCUGUUAAAGUUUUAUAUACAUUCCAGGCUGAAGCACCAGAGGACCUCACGAUACAUGAAGGCAGUGUGGUUCAUGUGUUGGCUCGCCUGAAUGAUCAGUGGCUGUAUGGAGAGUGUAAUGGAAAGUGUGGACAAUUCCCCGGAAACUUUGUUGAUAGAAUACCACCCAAUCUUCUUCAGAUGUGACCUCGCUGUAAAUAGGCAACAAAUAUAAUAUAGUUCUUAAACACAAAGGUUAACUAAUGAUUUCAUGAUUUCCCUAUUUAAAAAAACAUUGAUAUGAUUUAUUAAGUUUUAAGCUGUGCAUUUGUUAAGGAAUAGUGCAAGCAUUGUCUACCUCUUCAGCAAAGCCUUUCAUGCAUUAUGGUGUUAAGAAACACUUUCAGUUCCUUGCCAAAGCUUACUUAGGGAUUCAGCAAGUUAAAAAUGGGUGUGCCUCUUGUACAAACUGAUAAGAAACAUGCUUUCUAUGUCUAGACAGGUUUCCAGAUUUAUGCAGCUGGUGGUCAACGGGUAUUAUUUUGUUGUCUCUUAAGAGGUAUUUUUAAUAGCCUCCUAGUCUGACUCCUUCAUAAAUGUUUUGAAAUUUCACAGCUUUGAAGUAGGAAAAAUGAUAGAUCUAGGUAGACAAGGAAAUGGCUGAUGCUGUGUAGAAUGCUCUAAAAUGAAUUGAUGUUGCAGUUUGGAACUACACAUCUUUCAUGUUAAGAAAGUAUAACAUAUUUUUUUGUAAGGAACUAAUUCAUUGCAUCUUAAAUUUAGGAAAACUUAUCACCAUGUAUGUAUAUUACAUUUUCUAGUUUAUCAUGAUUUACUUAGACUUCAUUAAACUGUUACAUAGUGAA
Molecule: messenger RNA, 2429 nt
Organism: Cherax quadricarinatus
Lineage: Eukaryota; Metazoa; Arthropoda; Malacostraca; Decapoda; Parastacidae
Product: lethal (3) 05822
Biological process (GO): actin cortical patch localization; endocytosis
Molecular function (GO): protein binding
Source: RefSeq, a predicted model, not a curated record